AAAUUACAGAUUGUCACAGAGCCUAUGUUUUGCAAGACACUGCAUAUUCAAUGGUGAGGAACAAAAUGGAUACAGAGUUUGGACGACUUUGUGAACAAAUUAAAGAAUCUCGUGAGAAAAGAGGUCGCACCUCUCCAGCAUGUACUCCAUGCGACAACUCCAAGUCACCACAGCAGAACCCUGCUACUGAAGACGACAAACCAGAUGAAGAGAGUAAUGAAAAUGAGGAGAUGACAGCGGCACCUGUAGAUGCCAGUACACCCGUUUCUAAUGGUGCGUCAGAAAGAAAGCGCAGAAGGAACAACUGUGCGCAUGCUGCAGCAAAGAGAAGAAGGAGUUCUCAAUUCGAUACAGAGAACAGAGUACCAACAGAUGACCAAAACGAUAGUGAUGAAGAAGAGUUUGUGGACAAACAUGUUUCUGACAUAUGUCAAGUAAAACUUAACACUGAAAAGGAAAGUGCUAAGCUUUGUGGAUAUUCCCCACCAAGAUGGGGAACUAUAACUAAUGAAAAUCCAAGUUCAAAUGAUCCUGGGCAUUUCAAGCGGUGACUCCUGAACGUUCUUGGGAAGAAGACCAGCAACAGAUAAGUGAUGAGAACACUGUACAAGUCCCUACGGAGACAGACUACAUAGUUAUUGUGGAUCGCUAUGAGCUCAAAGUAUGUCUAAUUUCAGCUUUUUUUUAAUGCUCAAAUAGGACAUAUUCCUGCGUCAUGUAAAAUUGCAAAUUAAGCCCAUUGUUAACCAAUGCCAAUUAAAACAAUUAAUUGGAAGGACAUAUAGAUAGUGAAAUAAUUCAGCCUGUAAUGCACUGUGACUGUUUAGUUUCCACACCUCAUGUAGAUUUCUGUAGGCUACCAUUUGCUUCUGGUCAUCUGUAGUUUAGGAGACAGAUUCUUUGCCAAAUUUUUAAGAUAAAAGGCCUUGCUGAAUUUUAAAAUACCACACUGACAACCUGCUAGUACUAUUAUGGAUAUCAUUUUAAUGAUUCAUAAUUCUUAUGAUGGGUUUGAGGGCUUUUAUUUGGGGAUUUUUUUUCAUGCUUUGAUGUAUUAAGAACCUGAAAAGGAUCUUUAUUUCUUGCAGUGAUGAUUUUAAACCUGAAGUUAGCAGGUUGACGUAAACUAGCUAGCCAUGGAGAAGUGACUACUUUUCUGAAAUUCCUUGAAAGUGCAGUAUUAGAAUUUCUUAUAUUGUGUGUGUAUAUAUAUAUAUAUAUAUACAUGAGGGAGGCAGAGUUUGCUGAUAAGAUGAUAAGCAGCAUUAUUUCCAGGGGGCAGUAGUAUUUCCAUUUGGUAUGGCUGCUCCCUAAAGCUACAUACUUGCAGGCUCACACAGGUAAUGGACAGCUGUGGCAGUGGAAGAAGGUGCUGCCACUAGCUUGUCACUGUUGCUGUGCCAGAGAUUAUCAUCUCUGCAUCUUUGGUAAUAGAAAUGACUGUGUGAGAGAGAGGUGAUUGCUACAAGCAGUCGCUUUGC
Anas platyrhynchos (mallard) is the source of this 1481-nucleotide messenger RNA. Lineage: Eukaryota; Metazoa; Chordata; Aves; Anseriformes; Anatidae. The record is from RefSeq and is a predicted model, not a curated record.